GGAUGAGCUCCGCUUGUGGUCCUAUUCUUGACCUUCAUCUGUGAGAUCCGAGGUGAGGCUGGAGACGUGUCACGUUGGACAGAACAGCUCCAGCCACGGAAUGGGUAUUGGACAUUAAGUUGCACAUAGUACAUAAUGAUAAUGAGAUGAGGUACGUGGAAUAAUCGAAAGUGUCGAGCAGCGAACAAUAUAAAUACCCGGACCAUCCCCGUCCAUGACCACCAUCAUUAUCAGCAGCCUCAGCAACAUCGCAAGCAAGCCUACUGUCAAAACGGCCCAGACCAGAACACUCUCCAAACCAAACCAAUUCUAUCAAAAUGAAGUUCUCCACUGCAUUCACCACUGUCCUCCCCCUCUUCCUGGGCUCCGCCCUCGCUGCUCCCCUGGAACAAAGGGCCGAAACCGCAAGCCUCUCCUAUGAUGAACGAUACGAUGUUGCCAGUACAUCCCUCGAUGGUGUCGCCUGCUCCAACGGCUCCAACGGCGUCGAAAACUGGGGCUACCACACCUUCGGUGACCUCCCCGGUUUCCCCCGUGUCGGUGGUGCACCCACAAUUACCGGCUGGAACAGCCCCCAGUGCGGCACCUGCUACCAGCUCACCUACCAAGCCGGCACUGUCAACAACUCCAUCUACGUCACUGCCAUUGAUACUGGGUAUUCUGGCUUCAACAUCGGUCUGACUGCCAUGAACCAGUUGACCAACAACCAGGCCGCGCAGCUGGGCAGGGUGGAUAUUACCUACCAAGCUGUUGACCGAACCCUGUGUGGAUUCCCUGCCUCCGGCUAGAUCAACCUUCGACCCCCGAUACUGAGGUUUAUGCCGGCACGGAAGGAAUGAAACCGAUGUCGAAGAUUUGUAUUUGAUUGCAUAUUACAUUGCAUUCAUGAACGGCAUGCAUUAAUGGCGCAUUGUUAAUGUCUCUCCUUUCAAGCGUUUGCUAUGAUUGUCUCGAUCUAUAGAGUUCUCAUCAUGUCUCUCCUUUUGUACCAUGAGCAUUUAGUCUACUCAUAUGCAUCCCUUCAAAAUCGAAGAAUGUUUUACUAUAAUUGAGAUCCGUCCCCCAGAAGGGAAGAGGGAAUCGCGUUCAAUUCCAAGGACUGCAGCUUCACGGCCCUCAAUAUAGUGCUCUCAUAUCUGGUCUUGGGCUGAGGCGGAUUCCUCUAUUCCC
Messenger RNA from Aspergillus ochraceoroseus IBT 24754, 1170 nucleotides. RefSeq lists its product as uncharacterized. The coding region runs from base 318 to 788 and encodes 156 amino acids. The transcript has a single exon. The record is from RefSeq and is a predicted model, not a curated record. NCBI's taxonomy places the organism in Eukaryota, Fungi, Ascomycota, Eurotiomycetes, Eurotiales, Aspergillaceae.